Pipistrellus nathusii (Nathusius's pipistrelle) is the source of this 324-nucleotide messenger RNA. NCBI's taxonomy places the organism in Eukaryota, Metazoa, Chordata, Mammalia, Chiroptera, Vespertilionidae. The record is from the annotation of a GenBank genome assembly.
AUGACACCCAACAGCAAAAGGGGCUGUCCUCUGGCAGGGACCCUGACACCUGGCCAGGGAAGGGGGACAGGAGAGGAGGGACAAAGAUCAAUAACCUGGACCACCUGUCUGCUCCACAGCUCCCACUUCUCCCAGCAGCCCCGCCUCCCUCUAUGGACAGACUGGGCCACCGGGUCUCCCGUCCCCGUCCCCACAAGCCCUGGCAUCCCUCUUGGUAAUAUUGCACGUUUCCUGUCUCUCAGAUUGUUUUCAUUUUCGAUUGAGAAUGCAAAGUAUUUGAAGGGAAUAGGGGAAGUGAGUAACCUUAAAGAAAUAAUAUAUUAG